ACGUGGCCUGCGGAAACAGGAUGGGCGGAAAUGAGCUAAGGUUCCCGCGAGUGGGGAAGCGCUAGGUCAAAUCUGGGGCCACGCCCCCGAACCUGUUGCACAACUCUUGGAGGAAAAAAAAAUAAGGUGAUCACUCUACUGUAGAAGAAAUGGGGUUAACAAACAAGAGCGAGGGAGAACGACAGCUCAUGCCCAACAACUCUGAUGCGCCCAAUGAAGAUCAAGGUGAAGAAAUCCAACAGCCAGAAGAGCGUACUCCAGCAGGGCAGCGAACACAAAGAGGAGGCACAUAGCCAUCCAGAUGUUGAUUGCCUUCACGUAGGACACCUGCAACAUCCACCAAUGGAACAGUCAACUUUCCAGGAGUCCUUCCAUGGCCUAUCCAGUGAGUUGCCAACCCAUAUCAACUGCCUGCUGUUCUUCAGUUUUAUCCUGAAUUUCUUCUGGUUUUUAAAGAAACCAUGAUGGUUUCCCAUGAUAUGUCCCAUGAUAUGUCCCAUUGUCUGAAGGCCCAUGUCAAAGAGAUCAGGCUACCCAUCAUCCUUCACCUCUCUGCCCUCUCCACCCUCCACUUCCAUCUGCCUUUCCUCCUUACACUUCUUUUCCUUUCUUUCUUUCUUCUUUCCGUACUUCUGCUUCUGCUUCUUAUUAUUCUUUUCAUUCUUGUCUUCUUCUGA
Molecule: messenger RNA, 677 nt
Organism: Eubalaena glacialis (North Atlantic right whale)
Lineage: Eukaryota; Metazoa; Chordata; Mammalia; Artiodactyla; Balaenidae
Gene: TMEM31
Product: transmembrane protein 31
Source: RefSeq, a predicted model, not a curated record